GUUCGUGUCUUCGUGAGUUUUGUCGGCUGCUAUGUUUCCUCUUAUGUCUUGUCACUGUUGUCAGUAUUUUUUGCUUGCUAGCUACAGCCGUAUAUACCUGCGUUCUUGUUUACUUCUAAAGAUUAACCGAACCGGCUAACCACUAUGGCAAAUUGAAUAAAGAUUCAUACUUCACAAGCAAGAAAAGUAAUUUGUUUCGCUGAAAUGGAUGAAAUCGCUGACAGCUUAGAAGAUAGCAUUCUUUAUGAACUGCUCGUUUUCUCAGAAUGGUCACAGGAGCAAGAUGUCAUUAAUAAAAUUGUUGAUGAAUCUUAUUUGAGUUGGAGAAGUAUCCUAAAAUACUUAAAAAAGAGUUCUGGUGCUUAUUAUGUUGCUGAUUGGUUAAACCAGCAACUACCAUGGCUGUUCGCGGUUGGUUCUAAUGGUAAAGCAGUUGCUAUCCUUCAAGAUAGUGCUUUGGAAAUCCGAACCUCCAGAGAUAAUUAUUCUGUACCAAUUGGAAAAAAUUUUGUCUCCAAAGAUCAAUUCCCGCAAUGGAGAAAGUUACAGUGGAGCCCCGAUGGAACCCUGUUGGCCGUGGCACACAGUAGUGGAUCAAUUGAUGUUUACGACUUGCUGGCAACACAUCUGUUUGUCAUUCCUCCUCCCAAAGAAACUAUUUUGCAAGGCUCCUCAAAUGAAGUCCCAGCCAAUGUGAUAGCAGGGCUGGCAUUUGUUGACACCAGAACCAAAAAUGCUCACUGGUCGUACGAACUCAUAUGUUUGGAUCACUUUGGCCAACUUAGUGCUUUUUUUGUAUCACCUACCCAAGGCUUUAAGGAGAGUCACACGUUUUCGUUUGCGUCACACGUGCCUUAUGGUGUAACGGCGUUCUGUGCAGAUCAGUCGCGUAAUUUAUUGGUUUUAGCCUCCCCAGUUAUUACGUCGUGUGAGCCUAACAAUUCUGGAAACAAUCAAGGAGUAACCGGAGCCAAAUACGGUUUAACAUCAUGGAGAAUAAUUGAUGAACUCCCUUUCUACAUUCAAGCGCCUAUUGAGACAAAUCCGUUACCGAAUUUAUGGUUACAGUCAUUAAAGAAGAAACAAUAUGGAAACACUGUUGUUAAACUAAGUUCUUCGGCGGAUGGUUCUUCUCUAGCAGCUAUUCAUCUUUCCGGAGCUAUUUCAGUUUGGUCGAUUCCUGCCUUGAAUUGUCAACAGUUCUGGCCACUGGAUCGCCAGCCGGGCUUUGAUGAACUAAAUCCUGGGAUUCUUCAACUACCCGCUCAUCGCCGUGUACGCAGCCCUACUUUCCAAAAUCCAUUUAAAUUCCAUCCUGUUGAUGUUAAUUGGUGGUCAGCAAAUUCACUGGUCAUAGCCCGUUGCUCAGGAGCCGUUUCUGUGUGCGCUGCAGCGGAUCUUCGAAACAAACUUGGCUCUUCGGCAGAAUUCUUUGAAGGUUCUCCGCGUAUCAGUCCAGCAUUUGACAGUACUUUCUUAGGCCUGGAAUGUGAAGUGAAAGUAAAGCGGAAACGACUUCAGCCAACUACCGACGAUACAGCAGUAUCUGAUUAUGCCGACUAUGAAUUCGAAGACGAUCCGAGCGGAGAUGAAGAGAAAACAUUCAUGGCCCAAAGAGCCGUGCGCUCACUCCUUUAUUGGGUUACGGACAGUGAGCGUUUCCGACCACCCAGGAAACGCCCUAAACUCCUCACAAGGACGUAUCGUCUUUUAGGUUUUAAGCGAACAACUCCGGAUGAGCUCUACAUAUGGAAAUUAGACGCUGAAGAAUAUGGCGAAGCCUUGGCCCUGGCUCGAGUAUAUGGUCUAGAUUGCGAUCUGGUGUAUCAAAGACAAUGGAGAAAUGCACCUGCUACUAUUGCAACCAUCCACGAUUAUCUGAGCAAAGUGACCAAACGCAACUGGGUACUUCGUGAAUGUCUAGAACGUGUUCCCAGCGAUGUGGAUGCAGCCCGCGAACUCCUACUGUAUGGAUUGAAAAACACUGAUCUAGCCGUAGUUGUGGACAUAGAGGAAGGAGGUCGUAAUAAGCCACCUUGGGGUCCGAUUGAGUUCCAAGAAACGGAAUCUGAAAUGUUGAAAAAAGAAGAAGAGCAAAGAAGAAAGUGGCUGGCACAGAUCGAUUUUGAUAAUUUGACAGUGCAGCAAAAAAUGCUGAUAUCAACACGACGUCGUUUGCUACAGUUUCUCGAUCGAUUGUCCAUCUACGAGAUGAUCUUGGGGGGACCUCAUGCCGCAGGGCAGCGCUUUGACCCAUCUUUUUUCGAAACUUUUCGGUCUCAAACAGCAUUGGAAUCGACUGUAGGUUUUGCCCGGCAGGGUGAAUGGCAAGCCGUCGCCGUUAUGUUCACUUUCAAUGGACCCCAAACGCUACCUCACCGAUUGGCCGUCUGUUCUUGCUUCCCUGAAACCGUUCCGCCUUUUGAAUACCGCUCCGUUUUACCAGAAUGUGAUGUCGGCGAGGAAGUUUUCUUAUGGGAGCAACAGGAACUACGAAAGUCAGAUUGGUGUGAAUGCCCAGCCGCUCGGAUAGCUGUUGAUGUGGAUCGUCAGUUGGAGAUAGAAACCGUUGAUCAAUUCUACAGUGAAGAAGCCAAACAAUUAAAACCUUUCUUCUCUAUGGGAAUUGUACUAACUACCGACCUUGUUAGUCUAUGGUAUCGAACACGAGCUGCGGACAUCGAGAAACAAAGCAUGUUGGUGGAGAACGCGUUGGAUUUCAUCAAACUUGGCCUAGAAAGAAACGUGCCUCACUUGGAACGCAUCCAUCAUCAGUUAUUGACGCUGGAAACACUUGUCUACGACCUCCAGCAAGAACACCUCAACUUGGAAAGGCUCGACGCCAUGAGCGAGCUGAGCGUUUGUCAACUAAUCAUGGAUGGCUGUGAUGUUGAUUCUUUUUUACCGAAACUUCAUCGUUGGUUGAUGCCUUAUUUACGUCGCCUGGAUACUCUACAGCCUGGUCGUAUCAAGGAGCUAUUACGCGGCCUACUCGUAGUCAGGAGUCAAGAAAAUCUGGACUGGGCACUGCAGGUUUGUGCCAAUUCGAAGACGGAUCAGGCCAGCCCGAUUGUCGUCGACGCAAGUUUCUUGAUAUCGCUAGCUCUGGAAUGCAUCUACGCCUGCCAGAAGAAUGACCAACUUGAAGUGGCCAUGAAAAUUUACGAUUGCUUACCUGAGCGACCAACUGGCUCCAAAGCAGAUCCGCUACUAACCCAUCUACACGAUCAGUUGGAUCAGCUCCAAUCUCAUUUAGAGGCAGCUGACAUUCUCGAAAAUCACGACGUGGCCAUAACACCUGCGACUAUAUUGGCCAAGCAGAACGAUGUGGAGCAGCUUGAACAACUUUUCGUCCGUUUGACCAGGACGGCUUUAAGAAAGGGCGAUCCAUCGACCGAAAAUCGAUGGAAAGAAUUGUUAGAAGACAUGCUGGAGUUGCAGCGUAAAGUCUUUUGUUGUAUCAGCCCCCAACUGUGCUACGAAAUUCUCGUUGGUAGCUUACUUUCUUCGGCUAAAAAGGAGAACAUCGUUUCUGCUGGUUUGAUGCUGCAGCUUCAUCCAAAUAUCGAUUCCCACACAUCACAGAAUCAUCACAUCAGUUCAACGUCGAAAAUUCCAUUUGGCCGAAGCAAAGAAUUAAUUCUCCAAGCAGCUGAAGAGUACAUUAAUUCUUCUGAAAACCUUUCGGAUCCCAGCUUAGACUUAGCGAGCUAUUGUCUCAAUUUAGUGACAAUUGACGACGAAACUAUUCAAGAAGAAAAGGAUCUAAUUGGCGCUAUUCAGCUUCUGUACGAUUAUGGAUUGGAUAUGCCACCGCUCAAGAUAAGGUUGUCGCGAAAUCGUCUUUUUCUCAUUGAUCAAGUUUUGAAACAAGCUAACAAAGCUUACAAGAACUCGUCUCGACUCCUCCGACUUGGACAUCUGCUCAGAGCUUGCAAAGGAAGUUCGUUAACUAAUAAUGAAGAUCGUCGGAAAGAACUAGAAGGGCAUAUAUAUGUCCGAAUUGCUGAAACGGCAAUCAUAAAACAAGAUCUUGAAGUAGCUGGCCAAAUGUGUGGAAAACUUCGUUUAGCCAAUCAUGCAGUCGGAUGGAAGGUCUGCAGCCAACUAGCCAAGCUUGAUGAAGUGACCGAUUUGAGUAUGAAGAUAGAAUUCAUCUCCUUCUCUUUAGUCUAUUGCCCAGCUGAAUGCAUCGAAGAAUUGCUACAAUUGCAAUGGAAGUUGGAACAAAAACAACUUGAACAGGAAUGCAAAAAACAAAUUAAAAUGUACAUGGAUUACGAAAACGGCAAUGAUAAUUUCUUGAAGUUGGUGUAUCCAAAAUCAGUCGAAGACUAUCGUCAAGAGAUGGAUAAAAAUAAUCAGAUUCCAACUACCACAACUACCAGUGGUGGAAGCGUGUCGAAGCAGGUGUUGCAGACAACUGCGGAAACGACAAAGCAAUUGGUGAAUGUCGUCAAGAGCAGCUUGAAACUAAAAGAAGCUCGGCCAGCAGAAAAUGGAGCAAGAAAAACGCCCACCCCUAGAACAUCAGAAGAUAAUAAAGAAUGCAUCCGUUGGGGCUUAUCCGUGUUCUAUUGGGACGUCUGGUGCAACAAAAGGAUAGAACUUCACGAGAGUCAAUUGGGUGCUUCCUAUCGGCUUUUUUCUCUGCCCGAGAUGGUCAAUAGUGAACUUAAUCUUCUCAUGUGGUCCUGGCGAAUGCUGGUGCUGGACAGCCUGGAAAAACCUUACGUCAAAAGCCGUUCAAGAGACGACAUAUUAUCCAAGUUAGCCGAAUGUCUAUUUCCUUCUGAUUGUUUGCUGGCCUUGGGCCAUCUAUUGGAUCUAGAGGCGACCGAAGAAGCAUGGGAGCCUUUAACGCGUUUACCCAGCACAGAGAUCACUCUGCAGAUGGCUGCCUAUUAUUUCUCUCUACGCAUGAUGCGUUUCUCUCAGGACGAAUCCUUGGUUGCUGAUGCCAACAUGGUCACCGCCCGUCCGCGCACUCUGAUCCAUCGUUGCCUGACCCUUCCCGAGACAGGUUUGUCGAAAGAUCAGGUUGUGUGCCGCAACCUUCUCAAACGAGCUCUACGACUUCUAGCCGAUGUGUCUGAAGCGCAGCAACUACGUCGAUUGGACGGAGGAGUCGAUAUUAAUCGAUUCACGACGGACGAUAUCUACAAGCGAGAUACAAUUGUAGGUCUUGCCAUCACAACUGAUUCCGGCGUCUAUUCAGCAGCCGUACGCUUGGCAGCACAUUAUGGCGUUUCUGAAUGGGAAGUGACAUUUUCUCAUCUGGCAGCUUUGUUCGCCGAAGAGAAGAUUGCUCCAAGCUAUAUCGUGAAACACAUGGACGAAUACCGCAUACGCGACAUCUUAUUCAAUGACCCACAAACACUCGGGGCGAAGAUGGUGGACGUAAUCUAUCCGAGUAUUUCGGGUCGAGAUUAUGGUCGGCUAGUCCUUUUCUUCCAGUUACUCAAUUCGAACCCAACGACUGCUGCAUUCACGGAGCCCCCCGCUCCUGUAUACGUUCAAAUUCUGCGUAAGCUGGAAUCGAUUAAGGGUGUUGACGUGAAAAAGCUGACGCGAUCCGUUCAAGGUUUUGUGCAAGAGAUUGAGAGCGUCGCCACUGCGGAAAACGUUGGCAAACUAGCCAAGCUCGCACAACUGAUAUCGUCUUCGGUCAAAGGAAUGUCGCCGGGCGUAAGCCAGGCUACCGUGCAUUCAAUCUGGAUUCGGAAAUAUUUUUUCGCGUUGGCCGAUGAAGGCAAAAGUGUGGCGGUCUCCGAUUGGCUUGAUCGAUUUGAAAGUUGCAAGACUCACGUCACCAAGCUAAAUUCAGAAGAGUUCUUAAACCUUGUCGAUGGCCUUUGCUUCUCCGAUCGUGCCUUGGACUUGCUGACGCUUGAUAUCCGGACAGAAAUUUGUCGUCGAUGUCUGAAAAUCGCCAAAGAGCGCGGCAAAAGCAAAGCUUCCAGCGACGCUCUAGUCUCGGACGACAACCAGGCCCGCAUGGAAAAGUGGGCGGAGCAUUUGGAACGUUUGAGGAGUGACGAGUACAUCCAGAUCCGCACGGAAGUUGUCUCAUCAGCAGGAAGUCAAUUUUGGAGGGAGUUUGAAAAGAGUCGGGCGGAAGAGACCGCCUUGCAUCGGGUGCUGUUACGGAUUCUGGUGGAGAGGCAGCCCUUGUCCGUCGUUCGACUACUCAUUGGCAUUUUCCCGCCGGAUUUUGGUUCAUCGCCGGAAGACGUUCUUGUUGAUGCCAUUCGCUACGUCCUGGAAUUCCUCCGCCGAUCCGUCGAAGUUGACAAAGGCGAACACGAGUUGGCCGGCAAAGAUGCAAUGCAGGUGUUACUACAUCUGUUGACUCAGGUCGGUGAAGUUCUGGAUGGCCAUGAAGAAACUGGUCUCCUCAGUCGCUUGGAUAUUGGUGAAAUGAUGAGCCAGUUUUACGAGGACGACACAAUUGACGUUCAGGUCCGCCUCCAACUGAUGUUGAUGCUGCAAACACUUCCGGUAGACUUUGUCGGUCUAUCUGAAUCCGGAAGCCGUGUUCAAUGGCUCCGCUCUUUGGCACUGAUCCAACAGUCUUGGACAUCAAACCAAGACGAUACAGCCGAUCCCCAAAAUGUUAUCCACCGUCUGAGAGAAGAGGACCUGAGGAGCGUCGAGCAACGCCGAAAUAUUUUCGAUCGGCUCUUGGAGAUGAGCCACACCAUCGCUCAUUUGACGUCGCUGGCCAAGUUGCUCAAUUUCUGGCCGCCAUUUGAAUCUGAAAGUGAUCCGCAUUCUACUCCGUGGGUUGUACUUUGGAUGGCGAUGAGAAAGCUGACGUCCUCCCUGGACGACACAUCCGUAUUGGAAUCCCUAAAGCUUGCCUUGGAACAGAAACCGCCCUUGUCUGACGAAUGCAUCCACCUCAUUUACCAGACUGUGAGGAGCUUGCCUUCAGACGACGCCAAUUCCAACAUCCGUCUCCGCCUGCACGUCGCACUCCGGUCUUCUCUGCCGUUUUUGCUGGAUGAUGUCAUAAAUUUUGUGGACUCGGCCCAAGAGUUGAACGAGGCGGAUUACGACCAAGAGAUACUAGAUCUUAUCCUGGAGCGAGGAUUGACGGGACGAUUGGCCGGCACCGUGCUUUAUGCACCAUUGUGCGAGAGACUCUUGUCAUCAUCGCAGCCAACAUCUCGAGUGGAAGACGUCGCCCGGCAGUUGGUCGAUCGGAAUCGCAGAUCUGAGGCCGGACAUUUGUUACAAUUGACGAACGGACUACCGCGUUACCUGUUGAACCUGUCCACGUCCUUGUAUUUCUCGCGCAGGAGAUUGUAAGUUUUCUAGAAAACCAAACUCCAAUCCAUCAUUAUGCGUGACGAAUGUUUACCAAAGUCUAGUUGAGUUUGUGCUUAUCAUUUCGGGGUCUGUUUUUGGAGGAAGAGGAAUUAAUACAAGUUAUUGGUGAUCA
Messenger RNA from Daphnia pulicaria, 7447 nucleotides. Its product is annotated as neuroblastoma-amplified sequence-like. Gene Ontology annotation, molecular function: SNARE binding. Gene Ontology annotation, biological process: retrograde vesicle-mediated transport, Golgi to endoplasmic reticulum. Lineage: Eukaryota; Metazoa; Arthropoda; Branchiopoda; Diplostraca; Daphniidae. Gene Ontology annotation, cellular component: Dsl1/NZR complex; endoplasmic reticulum membrane. The transcript is spliced from 10 exons. The coding region runs from base 205 to 7314 and encodes 2369 amino acids. The record is from RefSeq and is a predicted model, not a curated record.